CCAUAUUCCUUUUGAGGCUGCUAGAAUUUUUUAUUAUUAUUAUCAUCAAUAUUAUUUUAUUUUAGGGAUUUUGUUGUUUUUUUCGAACUUGGGUUCUAUAAAUUGGCACACUUCCCUCCCUACUCUCAUCACUGCCUCCAAUAUUCAGAGACACAAAAAUAUCAAGAUGGAAUCUUCUUCAUCUUCUACACAUUUUGCCACAUGUUUUCUCACAGCACUUUCCAUUAGUUUCUGCAUAAUCUCCUCAACCUCAGCAGCCAGAGACCUUGCACCAAAAACCAACACUGAAUUCAUCAAAACAUCUUGCCGUGCAACAACCUACCCUAAACUCUGCCGCACCUCUCUCUCAAGCCAUGCAAGCACAAUCCAAACAAGUCCUAAGCUCAUGGCUGGUGCAGCCCUUAAUGUGACACUUUCCUCUGCCAAAUCCACCUCUGCCACGAUGCUAAAACUCUCCCAAAGCCAUGGUUUGAAGCCUAAAGAAGUUGGUGCCAUGAGAGACUGCCUCGAAGAGUUAAGUGACUCGGUGGACGAGCUCCAGAGUUCUAUAGCUGAGAUGGGUAACUUCAAAAGCUAUGAUUUUCAGCUCAUGAUAAGUGAUGUCCAAACUUGGGUUAGUGCUGCUUUGACAGAUGAGAACACAUGUUCUGAGGGGUUUGGUGGAAAUGGGAUGAAUGGGAAUUUGAAGACUGCUGUGAGAGGCCGGAUUGUAAAUAUAGCACAAUUGACUAGCAAUGCCUUGGCUUUGAUCAACCGAUACGCCUCUGUUCAUGGUUAAAUCGAUUUACUCUGCUCUGUUAAGAUAAUUACGAGGAAGAUGCUUGCAAUUGUUUUAUAAUUUUGAUGUGUGGUUCUUAGAUACUCAGAUUGUAUUACAUAUAUAUAGUGUUGUGAGGGUGGUCUUGUUGUAAUUGUACAUUUUAAAUGCUUGAUCUACGAAUCUAUUGGUUUUCAAACUUAGAUGGUGUUUGUUGGCCUUUGUA
Molecule: messenger RNA, 983 nt
Organism: Prunus mume (Japanese apricot)
Lineage: Eukaryota; Viridiplantae; Streptophyta; Magnoliopsida; Rosales; Rosaceae
Product: Plant invertase/pectin methylesterase inhibitor superfamily protein
Biological process (GO): negative regulation of catalytic activity
Molecular function (GO): enzyme inhibitor activity
Source: RefSeq, a predicted model, not a curated record